AUGAUAUCAUUUUUCAUUGUCAACGAUGGGCUUUGGUCAUUGGCAUUCUUCUUGGUCCUAAUUCUUCUGUCUCACUCCAGCACACGGGUCACUAAAUCGGCUGAAGAGUUGGCUCCUAUGAUUUACAAGAUGAUGACCCUGGACUUGGACCCAAGACUGAAGAGACAGUUGGAGAUCUUUUUGGUGCAACUAUCCAACAGCCACGUAGGAUUUUCUGCCAGAGGGUAUUUUCAUAUUAACAACGAAAUGAUAACAUCGAUUGUUGGAAUGGUGACCACAUAUCUUGUAGUGCUGAUACAGUUCCAUACUGCGGUCUCGUCUACCCAGCACUGAAGUAUUCAUUGGAUUCUGCUUCACAUACUAAUGAAUAUUUGAAAUAGAUGUCCAGCUUGCAAGUAAAUACUACAUUAUCUUA
Molecule: messenger RNA, 415 nt
Organism: Homalodisca vitripennis (glassy-winged sharpshooter)
Lineage: Eukaryota; Metazoa; Arthropoda; Insecta; Hemiptera; Cicadellidae
Product: gustatory receptor for bitter taste 93a-like
Exons: 4
Coding region: 1-333 (110 amino acids)
Biological process (GO): sensory perception of taste
Cellular component (GO): dendrite; axon; neuronal cell body
Source: RefSeq, a predicted model, not a curated record